AUGUUACAAUAUUAUUGGUCACGAGGCCUUUCUCGUUUUUCAUGCGUACAUGCUCAUUUAUCUUGAAAACCUUUGUUGUUGUUGUUCAAACUUGGUUGAAGCUGUUGAAGACCUCGGUCAGUCUUCACUUAAACAUAUUUUGGACAACUUUGUGUGGAUAAUUGCAAUUGUCUCUCUUCCUGGACGAAUUUUAGCUGCUUUACGAAGGGGAAGGCAGUUGCAACAAUUUUUUCAAUUUCUGGAAAUCGAGUUUGAUAAUGUUUUGCUGGAAAGAAAGAGCUUCAAAAACAAUUCCAGGCUGCUUUGAAGGAGCAUAAGAUGAUGGAAUUGAUGUUGGACGAACUUGAAAUGAUACAUGAAAAGGCAACCAACAAGAUUGCACUCUUAGAAAGUGAGAUUGUUCUUUGAGGACAGACCAAGAGCAUAAUGCUGUUGAGUGAAGGAAUAGCGUGAUAAGAGGAAUAAAGGGAAAUGAAGUAUAACCAAACUUGGAACCUUUGCAAGCAAGGGGAGGUUUUCUGUUCCCUUUCUUUUAUUUUUCCAUCCUUAGAAUCUUGCUUAACAUGCUUUGAGGACAACUUUAAGUGGGGGUGGGGUUGUAGCUUUGCAUGUUCCAUGUUCUUUGGGAAAUUUUCAUUUUGCCAAAAAUGCCUAAAUUUUAAAAAUUUUCAAAUUCUCUAUUCUUAGAAUAAAUAUCAUGCCUACUUUGUUUUUUAGCUUAGAAAACACGUUUGCCUAACCCUUAAGCAUGGAGCUUGGGUUUGUGAUUGUUUUAUUAUUUAAAUAUCUUAAAUAUGUUGAAAAUGCGUACUUUAAUAGCUUAGAAAUGAGUAAAAUGUAUGCAAUCUAUUAUAUGAAUAUUGUGAACACUGUACAUACUUAAUAAUAUGUGCUGCUGAAAACAUGACCUAACUAAAACCAGACUUGCCUAGCCCUUAGAGUACAGCCAGUUAGGUCAAGUAGAAUGCGUUGAGUUCCCUCAGUAUCAGAACUUGUGUGGGGAACUCUUCACUCUUGGCCUAACCAAAACCAGACCUGCCUUGCCCUUAGAGUUCAGCCGGUUAGGUCAAGUAGAAUGCGUUGGGCUCCCUCAGUAUCAGAACUUGUGUGGGGAACUCUUUGCUUUUGGCCUAACCAAAACCAGACCUGCCUAGCCCUUAGAGUCCAGCCGGUUAGGUCGAGUAAAAUGCGUUGGGCUCCCUCAGUAUCAGAACUUGUGUGGGGAACUCUUUGCUUUUGGCCUAACCAAAACCAGACCUGCCUAGCCCUUAGAGUCCAGCCGGUUAGGUCGAGUAAAAUGCGUUGGGCUCCCUCAGUAUCAGAACUUGUGUGGGGAACACUUCGCUUUUGGCCUAACCAAAACCAGACCUGCCUAGCCCUUAGAGUCCAGCCGGUUAGGUCGAGUAAAAUGCGUUGGGCUCCCUCAGUAUCAGAACUUGUGUGGGGAACUCUUUGCUUUUGGCCUAACCAAAACCAGACCUGCCUAGCCCUUAGAGUCCAGCCGGUUAGGUCGAGUAAAAUGCGUUGGGCUCCCUCAGUAUCAGAACUUGUGUGGGGAACACUUCGCUUUUGGCCUAACCAAAACCAGACCUGCCUAGCCCUUAGAGUCCAGCCGGUUAGGUCGAGUAAAAUGCGUUGGGCUCCCUCAGUAUCAGAACUUGUGUGGGGAACUCUUUGCUUUUGGCCUAACCAAAACCAGACCUGCCUAGCCCUUAGAGUCCAGCCGGUUAGGUCGAGUAGAAUGCGUUGGGCUCCCUCAGUAUCAGAACUUGUGUGGGGAACUCUUCGCUUUUGGCCUAACCAAAACCAGACCUGCCUAGCCCUUAAAGUCCAGCCGGUUAGGUCGAGUAAAAUGCGUUGGGCUCCCUCAGUAUCAGAACUUGUGUGGGGAACUCUUUGCUUUUGGCCUAACCAAAACCAGACCUGCCUAGCCCUUAGAGUCCAGCCGGUUAGGUCGAGUAAAAUGCGUUGGGCUCCCUCAGUAUCAGAACUUGUGUGGGGAACACUUCGCUUUUGGCCUAACCAAAACCAGACCUGCCUAGCCCUUAGAGUCCAGCCGGUUAGGUCGAGUAAAAUGCGUUGGGCUCCCUCAGUAUCAGAACUUGUGUGGGGAACACUUCGCUUUUGGCCUAACCAAAACCAGAUCUGCCUAGCCCUUAGAGUCCAGCCGGUUAGGUCGAGUAAAAUGCGUUGGGCUCCCUCAGUAUCAGAACUUGUGUGGGGAACACUUCGCUUUUGGCCUAACCAAAACCAGACCUGCCUAGCCCUUAGAGUCCAGCCGGUUAGGUCGAGUAAAAUGCGUUGGGCUCCCUCAGUAUCAGAACUUGUGUGGGGAACACUUCGCUUUUGGCCUAACCAAAACCAGACCUGCCUAGCCCUUAGAGUCCAGCCGGUUAGGUCGAGUAAAAUGCGUUGGGCUCCCUCAGUAUCAGAACUUGUGUGGGGAACUCUUUGCUUUUGGCCUAACCAAAACCAGACCUGCCUAGCCCUUAGAGUCCAGCCGGUUAGGUCGAGUAAAAUGCGUUGGGCUCUCUCAGUAUCAGAACUUGUGUGGAGAACACUUCGCUUUUGGCCUAACCAAAACCAGACCUGCCUAGCCCUUAGAGUCCAGCCGGUUAGGUCGAGUAAAAUGCGUUGGGCUCCCUCAGUAUCAGAACUUGUGUGGGGAACUCUUUGCUUUUGGCCUAACCAAAACCAGACCUGCCUAGCCCUUAGAGUCCAGCCGGUUAGGUCGAGUAAAAUGCGUUGGGCUCCCUCAGUAUCAGAACUUGUGUGGGGAACACUUCGCUUUUGGCCUAACCAAAACCAGACCUGCCUAGCCCUUAGAGUCCAGCUGGUUAGGUCAAGUAGAAUGCAUGCAAUUCUUGUGGAAUGUUCUUAAAAAAAAUUAAAGUUUGUUGAGUUUGAGAUUGAAUAUGGAAAUAACUGUCUUUUUUAACUUAAAAUUUUGAUGAAAUUGCAUUUCUUUUUUAUUUGAGUCAGAUUCUUCUUUUGUAUCUUGGAAUUUUUUUUAAUUCAUGUUUCUUUAAUGUUGAAUG
Molecule: messenger RNA, 3038 nt
Organism: Cucumis melo (muskmelon)
Lineage: Eukaryota; Viridiplantae; Streptophyta; Magnoliopsida; Cucurbitales; Cucurbitaceae
Product: pyruvate kinase 1, cytosolic-like
Exons: 7
Coding region: 1076-2881 (601 amino acids)
Biological process (GO): glycolytic process
Cellular component (GO): cytoplasm
Molecular function (GO): potassium ion binding; magnesium ion binding; pyruvate kinase activity
Source: RefSeq, a predicted model, not a curated record